UCAAACCCAGUGAUUUUAGUUCUAAGUUGAACUCUGGGUUCGAAUCAAAUGACAUGACUCUUGUAAGUCUUGUUGGGGACUAUGAGAAGUAUAACUAUGGGAAGCUACUGCCUGACAUGAAUUUAUUUCUGAAAGAAGGUGACCAUGACACGCAUAUAUCCCAUACUUCUGUGCUUAAGUCACCCAUAGAAGCUGGAAAACAAUCUUUGGAAAACACGGCGCAUGGGCCUGACCUUGUGGGUUUUACUUAUGGUCAAGAUCAUAAAAUGGAAGGCAUUGCCAGUUCUGGGGAGCCCCUUAGAGUUGUUUCUGUUAAGCAUACUGGGUUUGGGGUGGCAGAUGAUGGAUCCAAGCUUUUCUCUAGUAAGCAGAUUGUGUUUGGUGAUUUGGCGAAUACAUCUGAAUCUCAGGAUAUUAGAUCUCUGACCCCUAAUCAAUCUUUUCAGGGCACUCUUACUGCCAAGGAAACGAUGAAAGAUGCUUUUGGAUAUAACUCAAGCUUGGAAUCCUCGGCUACUAGUCAUGGGACUCCUUUAAAUAUUAGGGAUAUUGUUUCUCAGUCAGAUAAUGUCAGUGAAAUGGAAAAUAAAUCUCCGUUGAUGUCACUGACUCAUCACAUUGAUAAAUCAACUAACACCCUCUUGAAUGGAAAAUAAAUCUCCGUUGAUGUCACUGACUCCAUAUGAAAUCCUAAGUAACUCAGAAACAAAGGAGAACCCAACAACCUUAUCAAAUGAUUUAGAACAUGAAAACUCUCGAUCUGUUUUUAGAGGAAGUGACAUUUCCAUGGGACGGAUAAAUACUUCAAUUGUAUUGAAUGGAAGGAGGAAUGAAAUUUCUUGUCAGAAGAAUUUGGCUGAUGAGUUUGGUAAAAGUCCCUCAAAUAAAGACUUGUGCAGUGUGUUGCACUAUAACAAUCCCUUGCACCCAGAAGAUGUACAGUAUUCCAGUGCAAAUGGGUUGUCUGGUUCAGAUGUAAUCUCGGUUGAACGAAAAAGAAAAACCGAAGAUAUGGCUAUAGGGAAAAAUGCUAAAAUCAAACGGAGCUCAAAUUUGGAUCUGGAACUCUUAAGUGACUGUGAAAUGUCAAAUUUUGAUCCUAAUCUGAUUCAUACAACAUUCUUCGAAGAAAUAAAACUUCUUUCUCAAUUAGUUGAAAAGAUGAAUUUGCAUGCGAUUGAUAGGUUGGUUGACAUUAUAAGCCAGCUUCAGAGGUCAAAAACCUAUCAGCUUCUCUCUGAUCAAAUUCAGAAUCGCAGUACUGAUAUUCGGCAAAAAAGAGCAGCAGAAACAAAACUGCUCUUGUGCAAACUUGUGCACGAGCAGGCAAAGUUGCAGCUGCUGCAUGUGAAGCGAGAGAGGUUACUGAAAAAAAGGCAAUCACUUGCCACUAGAAUACAAGAAUCUGAAGCGUUGAAGUUGAAAUUGAAUCAGUUAUCACAAAAUUCACUAGAUAUUCAAGCUUAUAAUCGGAAGCCCUUGGCCAAUGAGGACAUUCAGGAGUUCCAAGGUGAGAAUGAUGAAGUGAAUUUGAUGAAGCAGACGCUAGAAUAUAUGGAUACAAGAAUUUCGAACUUGACAAAAUCUUUCCUUUCAUCGUUGAUGAUGAAAGGAGCACCUAGCCCCGGUGAAACAAUUGCUUUUGUUAAUGAUCAUUUGUUGAAAAGAGCACGUUGUCAGAUCAUGCGAAGGGAUUUGCAGCUUUGGGUGGUAGAAGACUUGAAAAGUAGCAAAGAUCAGCACAUAGUUCUUAACUACCUUGAUCUAGUAUCUCAAAGGUUCACCGUCACUAAUGGUAUAGUCCGAAACAUGUCUGUUUCCAAUACAUUAAAUGAGAUAAUAAUAAAAAAGAAAUUCAAAGAUAUGGAUGCUUUAACUGCAUUUGGGUUUGUCAUUGAUUCUGGCCUAGUACAGAAGAGUGCUGGUGCUACAAGUUUGUCACAAGAAACUCAAGUGACUAGUUAUCUUUUGGGCAAUUUGGUCGAUGUGAUGCAGGAGAUACAAGCUGCAAGAAUAGAGCUAAAGAACCUGAUUUAUGCAAGGUUUUGCAGAUCCUUAGAAGGAAGUCUUAAUCUGGAGCUCCAUUUCUUUGAUCCAAACAGCCGAAAGAGGGCAACUGUAACUCUGAACACAUCAUGUCUAACAAGGGGUAUCUACCCAUCGGAGAUUAUUGCAUGCCAAAUUGACAUCCCAAUAGUUGAAUCACAACAUUCAUCUUCUCAAAAACUCUCUGCUGAGAUUGCAGCAGCACUUGAAGAUCUCGUUGUGGGAUUUUAUCGGAUUCUACGGGUAUGUAGGUGCAUAUCACACUUAGUCAGCCUUCAAGAUAAAAAGUAAAAACCAAACAGCAGCUUUAUAAAGAGCAAAACAUGUAAUGUAAUCGUUGUCAACCACUUUGCCCUGUCUGUUUCUUUCCUUUUUUUAGUCUGCAAUAUCCUAAAAAAGGUAUAAUUAACUCUAUCACUUUGUAUAUAUCUUUAAUAAUCCACAAAAUAUUUGUUUAGUUUAUUUGAAAAA
Erigeron canadensis is the source of this 2517-nucleotide messenger RNA. RefSeq lists its product as uncharacterized. The coding region runs from base 646 to 2337 and encodes 563 amino acids. NCBI's taxonomy places the organism in Eukaryota, Viridiplantae, Streptophyta, Magnoliopsida, Asterales, Asteraceae. The record is from RefSeq and is a predicted model, not a curated record. The transcript has 15 exons.